Gamsiella multidivaricata is the source of this 1235-nucleotide messenger RNA. RefSeq lists its product as uncharacterized. Bases 310 to 1041 code for a protein of 243 amino acids. The transcript is spliced from 2 exons. The record is from RefSeq and is a predicted model, not a curated record. NCBI's taxonomy places the organism in Eukaryota, Fungi, Mortierellomycota, Mortierellomycetes, Mortierellales, Mortierellaceae.
CUCCUCUCUUUCUUUUCUCAUACUGUUGCCACCAACUCUAUUACCUCUACAACUCUGUCUAUCUGUACAAUACCCAUUCCCCAUUGCCGAUCCACAUAUUAGCAUCCACACCUCCAUCCGCUUUCUUUGAACACCUCGCCUCCCCCAUCUCUCUCUCCUCAUCCAGACACGAUCCUCCUUCGCUGAUACGUACCACCGCCACUACCGCUACCACCGUUACCACCGCCGCUUCACAUCUACCGCGCCCAACUCGCUCGCUCUUCCUCACCAUCAGCCUGCCCCCCUUCCCUGCACUCUGCUCACUACAACAUGUCGACUACCCCCGCAGCAAUAGUCCCAACAACCGUGCCCAUCUACGCACCCCUACAGAUCCACUCCUACGGACCCAUUGACACCCCACCCGCGUUGACCUCCGUCUCCGUGGUCACAUCAUCCUACUCCGCGCCCACAGGUACUGCCCUCGUCACACCAACAACCAUGCCGAACGGUUCUUCCCGCGAGGGGGAUGAUUUCCAGAACUCGGGUGGAUACAUCUAUGUGGUCCUUGUCAUCUCGCUCGUCAUUGCCUUGGUGUAUUCCACAAGAGCUUGUCUCUCAAAGCGACGCGAGAGGCGGCGGCGGGUGAAGGAGCAGGAUUGUGAAGUCCCACCUGGAUACUCGAGUCACACGAACGACACCCAGAUCUUCGAAGGCGACGAGGAGCGCCCCUCCCCAUCCUCCUCCGCAUCGCCCUCACCAACCUACUCAUCCUCUGGACUAAUCCCCGACAUGUCCUCAGUACCUGCUUCCCUCCUCCCCUCACACCCAACCAUCGCGACCGUAUACUCCAUCCAACCACCCGCCCCAGCGCAUACGACAGCAAGCAACGCACGACCAAGGCACUCUCUUUCUGCAGAACCGCCGGCUUACGAUGACUUGUUAGGCCAGUCAAAGCUCCAGCGCUGUGCGAGCUCGAUGAGUAUUGCCUCAGAUACCAUUACGGCUGCCUCGGCAUCAGCGAAUCGGAAUCGAUCGUCGAGAAGGAGUCGGCAGUUAGCCUAGUUUAAAAACAGACGUUUGUGCAUAAAUACCAGGCAUUUCUUUACCUCAUAACGAUGGGUCCUUAUUUGUAUGCUUACUUAAAGGAUCGAAUAUCUUUGAAUACGAUGGAUGCAUGAAGCGACCCUCAUUCGGACAGGGGAUAGGAUACGAUUAAGGACCCAAUUGCUGUAGAGCCAUAGCGCAUUGUCCAUCUU